Blepharisma stoltei is the source of this 399-nucleotide messenger RNA. Lineage: Eukaryota; Ciliophora; Heterotrichea; Heterotrichida; Blepharismidae. The record is from the annotation of a GenBank genome assembly.
AUGAUCGAUGAAUACAUAGAAAAAAUUCCUGGUUUAGAGCAAAAAGCUGAGAAACUUAAAGGAAAAUUAAGUCUGUAUAAAGAAAGAAAUGAUGAAAAAGUAAAAAAAUUUGAUGAUAUGAGCAAAAAAUUCGAAAUUAUAAUGAAUAGUUGAAAAGCAAAUGUAGCGAAAUAUCAGCAGAAAAUAAAAGAAAUGGAAGAGGAAGAAUCCAAAAUCAGAGAAAAGGUGAUAGGAAUAAAGACAAAGGUUUUUAAAAAGGAUCAACAAAUGAGAUUGCUUCAUAUGACACGUGAUGAAUUGAUAUCGAUGAAAAAUUCACCAGAUAAGCCAGAUGAUGGGCUAUUUCAUCCUGAUGUUAAUUUUUUGUACAAGCCAUCAGUAAAUGCUCUUUAUAUAUAA